Closterium sp. Naga37s-1 is the source of this 903-nucleotide messenger RNA. Lineage: Eukaryota; Viridiplantae; Streptophyta; Zygnematophyceae; Desmidiales; Closteriaceae. The record is from the annotation of a GenBank genome assembly.
AUGAUGGUGCUUUGGCUUACCAGGGGGAUGCCUCACCAGGGGGAUGCCUCACCAGGGGGAUGCCUCACCAGGGGGAUGCCUCACCGGGGGGAUCCCUCACCAGGGGGAUGCCUCACCGGGGGGAUGCCUCACCGGGGGGAUGCCUCACCAGGGGGAUGCCUCACCGGGGGGAUGCCUCACCGGGGGGAUGCCUCACCAGGGGGGGAUGCCUCACCGGGGGGAUGCCUCACCGGGGGGAUGCCUCACCGGGGGGAUGCCUCACCGGGGGGAUGCCUCACCGGGGGGAUGCCUCACCAGGGGGAUGCCUCACCGGGGGGAUGCCUCACCGGGGGGAUGCCUCACCAGGGGGAUGACUCACCAGGGGGAUGCCUCACCGGGGGGAUGCCUCACCGGGGGGAUGCCUCACCGGGGGGAUGCCUCACCGGGGGGAUGCCUCACCAGGGGGAUGCCUCACCGGGGGGAUGCCUCACCGGGGGGAUGCCUCACCGGGGGGAUGCCUCACCGGGGGGAUGCCUCACCGGGGGGAUGCCUCACCGGGGGGAUGCCUCACCGGGGGGAUGCCUCACCGGGGGGAUGCCUCACCGGGGGGAUGCCUCACCCGCCGCCGCACCGCCGCCAGCAGCGCCGCUGCCGAAACGUAAUGAUUGCCCCUCCAGCUGCUUCGUGCUUUCCUUCCAUCGCAUGGCUCCAUGUCGUUUCUCACUUCCCUCCAUCAUUCGGAACUCCCUCAUACCCCACUUUUCCCCAUCUCCGCACCUGCUACUCUCUACUGACUUCUGCCUGCCCCACUGCAUUCACCGCACUGGAUUCCGCCACUUCUCUUACGGCCGGCAGCAACCUGCGCCCUCAGGGCAACCUGCUGGUCACAAGCAGGUCAGUGACAGGUCAGUGACAGGUCAGUGA